UUCUGAAGGGCAUCGUUUAAAAAAGGGCAUUUAAGAUUUUUUUUCCCUUAUUCUGGAUGCAUGUGCUCAUUAUUUCUUUUAUUGGCAUUUUCUGAGCAAGAAGGAUGGAUGAGGAAUUCCAAUGAAUAUUGCAUGAGCUGGUGCAUUCAGCUGAAUGAAUCCAGUGACAGUUUGUAGCUUGCAGACAAACCUCAUUCACAACAGACUACCCUGGUACGGAAAGGACUUUGGUGCAGUAUCAGAGAAGCCGUCAAGCUCAUGAAGCCCUCCCACCCAGCUGUGGUUAGUAAGUAUGUCAUGAUGGUACGUUAAGCAGGUUUACAAUCUGCAUUUAGUUGCCUCAUCAACAAGCACACUCUUCAUCCUGCAGAAUUACCUUCAGGUGAUAUGUUUUUUGUACCAGGCUUCUGAAGCAUUGCCUAAGAUAUGACAGCAAAAGAAUCUUCCAAUGAACUUGCUACACCAGAUUCAGAUAUAUACAUAAAGACUUUUAAAGAACAUAUGCACUUGGAGCUGGAACUUCCCAGACUUUCUGGGAAAAGGACCACAACAUCACCAAAAAUCUCUCCGAGAAGCUCUCCAAGGAAUUCCCCAUGCUUUUUCAGAAAGUUGCUUGUUAAUAAAAGCAUCCGUCAACGCCGGCGUUUUACAGUUGCACAUACAUGCUUUGAUGUUGAAAAUGGUCCCACCCCAGGACGUAGCCCUCUGGAUCACCAGGCUAGCCCUGGCUCUGGACUGGUGCUGCACACCAACUUUACAAGUCACAACCAGCGCAGAGAAUCCUUUCUGUAUAGAUCGGACAGUGACUAUGAUUUAUCACCAAAGACUAUGUCCAGGAAUUCCUCUGCUGCCAGCGAGCAGCAUGGAGAUGACUUGAUAGUUACACCUUUUGCUCAGGUGCUGGCGAGUUUGCGCAGUGUGAGAAAUAAUUUUACAGUGUUGACCAAUGUACAUGGAGUACCAAACAAGAGGUCACCAAUGACUAGUCAGCCUCAGAUCUCCAUAGUUAAUCAUCAAGAGGACUCUUAUCAAAAAAUUGCAAUGGACACUUUAGAAGAACUUGACUGGUGCUUGGAUCAACUUGAGACUAUCCAGACCUACAGAUCGGUCAGUGAGAUGGCAUCUAACAAGUUCAAGAGGAUGUUGAACCGGGAGCUGACCCACCUAUCAGAAAUGAGCCGGUCAGGGAACCAAGUGUCUGAGUACAUCUCAAGCACAUUUCUAGACAAACAAAACGAUGUGGAGAUCCCGUCCCCAACGCAGAAAGACAGAGAAAAGAAGAAAAAACAGCAGCUCAUGACGCAGAUUAGUGGAGUGAAAAAGUUAAAGCACAGUUCCAGCCUGAACAAUACUAGCAUGUCACGGUUCGGGGUUAAAACUGACUAUGAAGACAUGCUCUCCAAGGAGCUAGAAGACCUUAAUAAAUGGGGACUGAAUAUCUUCAAGGUUGCAUCCUACUCAUGCAACAGGCCCUUAACUUGUAUCAUGUAUGCCAUAUUUCAGGAAAGAGAUUUAUUGAAGACGUUUAAAAUACCGGUGGAUACCCUGAUAACCUACACAAUGACCCUGGAAGACCAUUAUCAUUCAGAUGUGGCAUAUCACAACAGUCUGCAUGCUGCUGAUGUCACUCAGUCUACUCAUGUUCUUCUCUCUACACCAGCACUGGAUGCUGUCUUUACUGAUUUGGAAAUCCUUGCUGCAAUAUUUGCAGCUGCAAUUCAUGACGUGGAUCAUCCUGGUGUCUCCAACCAGUUCCUUAUCAACACAAAUUCUGAGCUUGCGCUGAUGUACAACGAUGAGUCUGUAUUAGAAAACCAUCAUCUUGCAGUGGGGUUUAAAUUAUUACAAGAAGAGCAUUGUGAUAUCUUUCAAAAUCUUACAAAGAAGCAAAGGCUGUCUCUCAGGAAAAUGGUGAUUGACCUGGUACUUGCUACUGAUAUGUCUAAACACAUGAGUCUGUUGGCUGACCUAAAGACUAUGGUGGAAACUAAGAAAGUGACAAGCUCUGGCGUUCUCCUCCUGGAUAAUUACACUGACAGAAUACAGGUUCUCAGGAAUAUGGUACAUUGCGCAGACCUAAGCAAUCCAACAAAGUCGCUGGAAUUGUACAGACAAUGGACAGACCGAAUUAUGGAGGAGUUCUUUCAACAAGGAGAUAGAGAGAGAGAAAGAGGGAUGGAAAUAAGCCCGAUGUGUGACAAACAUACUGCUUCCGUGGAAAAGUCACAGGUUGGAUUCAUUGACUACAUUGUUCAUCCUUUAUGGGAGACAUGGGGAGAUUUAGUUCAGCCAGAUGCUCAAGAUAUUCUGGAUACAUUGGAGGACAAUAGGAACUGGUACCAAAGUAUGAUACCUCAGAGUCCUUCUCCUCUUUUGGAUGAACAUGAUAAAGACUGCCAAGGACUUUCAGAAAAGUUCCAUUUUGAGCUCACCCUUGAGGAAGAAGAUUCAGACGGGCAUGACAAAGAUGGAGAUUGUCUCAGUUUUUAUAGCAGUACAAAGACACUUCAUAUAGUUGAUCAGGGGAUGGAGGAUUCACCAGAUGCUGACACCGAGUUACUAACAGAUGAUACAUCACCAUUAGAUACCUAGAGCAUGGCUGAAAGAGAACUUAUGACAAGGAAUUCACCAUGCAAGCUGUCCGUUAUGACACGCCUGUUAUCUGGAUCUUAGGCCUCUGGGUGGUUUUGGCCAAUAGAUCUUUCCUGCUACUUCCUUGAUGCCGGAGUCAUGGUUUGAGAUGUUGAAGUGUAUGAUUGCUCAGGAAACCAAAAGAUGGUGUGAAUAUCUAACUUUGUUUCGGGGAGAAAAAAACUGCAACACAUUGUUGUGUUCCUGGAACUGCUUGAAUUGUCAGUGAACAGUUUGUAGGAAAUAGUGACACAAAACUGAGAGAUUUUAUACAGUAAGAAUUUUGAAACUAAACAAAAGCUAGAAACUAGAAACUAUACUUAGUAGGUAUAUGUUGAAAUCCUGUCCACCUGUUUGAGGACGUGUGUGCCUUUUUUGUAUAAUUCCAUGUCUUUUCAAAUGCCUAUUAAUUACACAAUAUUUUGUGUAAAUGGAACAAAGAAUUAUUACUGAUAAUUUGAUUCUUUCUGAAAAGAACAGUCUUCCUUUUACUUGGGCAAUAUAUGUAACUUUUAUUGAGUAAUUCAGAACAAGAAUCAAAAAGGAGACAAUAUAUUUGCGUCUCCUCAUACUUAUAAUAUUGUCGUGGUUCAUUCGUAUCAGGUCACGCCAUGCAAAAGAUAACAUGUCGCCAUUUAUUUGGUUUUCCCACAAUAUGUUUCUUUUCUGCACAAUGUACAACAAUACUGAAUAUACACUACAUUUGAAAUUAGGAAGGCAGUAUGUGAUGUGAUGUGUGUACCAACCGCAUGUUCCAGAUUUUUCUUCCUUCGUUUUUCUGUUUUCAUACACUUUACCCUUCGAUCACCACCAGUUUUCUUGCACUGCCUUGAGCCCUUACACGUGCUUUACUGUUUAUAACAGUGUAUUUAUUAUCUGAUGUAAAUAAUGUAAUGUUUUGUAAGUUAUUAAUUUAUAUUAACAGACAUUGCCUGUCUUUGGUGGUGUUAAUUGUGUAGAAAACUCUAGGUAAGAGUUAAAAAUUUCUUGUAACUUUUUUAUUGGACAAGCAGAAAUGCCUGAACAGUGGCUCAGAUAAAAGGCAUAAUCAACCCACGGAGUACAAAUGGAAGAAUCAUUUAAGGAGGACUUGAUUCUAUAAUUUGGGUAAUAGUGCUAAAGAGGGGUUUACAGCUGUGGUCCUCCAAUUGCUGUUGAACUAUGGUAUAAGUUGUAGUUUACCAGGAGUUUCGGGACCACAGUAUAGACAUUCCUAAAAGAAAAUGAGAAUCAGCCCCUUGGAGAGUCUUUCAUGUCUCAGACUUCCAGCUAGCCUCAAAUCAGGUGCAAUUUUCUUAUUUAAUACCAAGAUGUGAUGUUAUUUUUUUUAAUGUGCACCUUUUUAUAAUAAUAAAAAAUUGUGCUCUUUAUGAAAGUUUUUUUGUCUCAGCUUGUAGAAAAUUCCAAAGCUUUGGUCCAGUAUGUGACUAAACCAUUUGUUAAGGUAGCACUUUUGUGCAUGACCAAUGGGUUUGUAUGUCUUGUCAGACACUGCAGUGUUUCAGGUGUUUCUUUUAUUUGGAGACGUUUCCCACAAUGUUCUGGUAUUGUAUAUUGUGCUAAUAUGCAUUAUUUUUUAUAAUGAGUGAAUAAACAAGCCAAGCAUGAGAAUUUAA
This is a messenger RNA of Xenopus laevis (African clawed frog), 4247 nucleotides long. It is a transcript of the gene pde4b.S, whose product is annotated as phosphodiesterase 4B S homeolog. The record is from RefSeq and is marked provisional. Gene Ontology annotation, biological process: cAMP catabolic process; signal transduction. Lineage: Eukaryota; Metazoa; Chordata; Amphibia; Anura; Pipidae. Gene Ontology annotation, molecular function: phosphoric diester hydrolase activity; metal ion binding; 3',5'-cyclic-AMP phosphodiesterase activity.